Aspergillus uvarum CBS 121591 is the source of this 674-nucleotide messenger RNA. Its product is annotated as actin depolymerizing protein. Gene Ontology annotation, biological process: cell motility; actin filament severing; actin filament depolymerization. The record is from RefSeq and is a predicted model, not a curated record. Gene Ontology annotation, molecular function: actin filament binding. Lineage: Eukaryota; Fungi; Ascomycota; Eurotiomycetes; Eurotiales; Aspergillaceae. Gene Ontology annotation, cellular component: actin cortical patch; cytoplasm; actin cytoskeleton. Bases 222 to 572 code for a protein of 116 amino acids. The transcript is spliced from 3 exons.
CCUAGUGACAAUGAUGCUGAGUUCUCCUGCAAUGUUGAGCUUCACAACUGCUGUUGCCUGUCGAUGCGCGGGAAGCCGUUGGCCCUCUAUGGAUUCAAUGCUGCCUAGCACAACGAACAUAUAUAACAAGUACUCGCUUUCACGUUUGCUAAUAUAGUCCAAAGGAUAAUUUCAACUUGCGACAAUAAGUCUGUUUUCCAAAUCAUUAGAACUGCUUCAAGAUGUCGAUGCCUUCAGGAGUCGUAAUUUCGGAUGAGUGCAUCACCGCCUCCAGAUCGCUCCGCUUCGGCAGGGGCCCCCAGAAGCCCCGGUUUGUGAUCUACAAAAUCUCCGACGACGAGACCACAGUCGAAUUAUGCAAAUCAUCUCGCGAGCCAGACUACAAAGCCUUCCGCCAGUCCCUCUGUGAGACAGCAGACAGCACGGGAAAGCUAAUGCCACGAUACGCCGCGUACGACGUGGAGUAUGACCUUGGGGAAGACGGGAAGCGCUCUCGCCUGGUGUUCAUCAGCUGGGUCCCUCAGGAAACAUCACUGAAGGUAAGCUCCACCACAUUAUCUUCGACAACCUAGAAUCAAAGUUGACACUUCUGCAAAGCUGUGUAUGUUGUAUGCGACUACAAAAGAGCAGUUGAGGAACGCGCUCGAUAUCAAACUCGCCAUCCACGCGGACAC